ACAGGAGGGCUAACAUCUAACCAUAUUUUUCAACAAGAUCAGAAGUGAGUAGAGGAGAAUGCACCAUAGCUACCGGCAAACUGGGAGGAACCAGAAUUCCUCCAAAGGGACACUUCCUCGAGUGGACUUUCAGACUGGGUGUCCCAUGGAGAACGAGCCUGGAAUCGUGUCGCCAUUUAAGCGAGUAUUCCUGAAAGGCGAAAAGGGCAGGGACAAGAAAGCCCACGAGAAGGUGACAGAGAGGCGCCCUCUGCACACCGUGGUGCUGGCGCUGCCCGACCGCGUCGAGCCGGACGUGCUGCUGAACGACUACAUCGAGAAGGAGGUGAAGUACUUAGGGCAGUUAACAUCUAUACCAGGAUACCUGAAUCCCUCCAGUAGGACUGAAAUUCUGCACUUCAUAGACAACGCAAAGAGAGCUCACCAGCUCCCUGGACAGCUGACCCAAGAACACGACGCUGUGAUCAGCCUCUCUGCCUACAACGUCAAGCUGGCUUGGCGAGACGGGGAGGACAUCAUCCUCAGGGUCCCCGUCCAUGACAUCGCAGCCGUCUCCUACGUCCGCGACGAUGCUUCGCACCUGGUGGUCCUGAAGACAGCCCAGGACCCCGGGAUCUCCCCAAGCCAGAGUCUGUGCGCAGAAAGCUCCAAAGGCCUCACCUCGGGCUCCCUGUCAGAGAGCGGAGUGGUGCCCGUUGAGGCUUGCUGCUUGGUGAUCCUGGCUACGGAAAACAAGGGAGCUGCAGAGGAACUGUGCUCUCUGCUCAGCCAGGUCUUCCAGACUGUCUACACCGAGUCCACCAUUGACUUCCUGGACCGAGCCAUCUUUGAUGGGGCCUCGACCCCCACCCAUCACCUGUCCCUGCACAGCGACGACUCUUCCACCAAAGUGGACAUCAAGGAGCCCUACGAGGCUGAAGCCAGCACUUUUUCCUUCCCCGACUCCUCGGGCACGGGGGCCAUCUCGCCCCUGUCCUUCUGCAUGCAGCCGUCGCCCACCACCAAGACGGCCAGCGAGGGCGAGCUCAGCGCCUCUGCCACGGAGCUGCUGCAGGACUACAUGCUGACGCUGCGCACCAAGCUGUCGUCCCAGGAGAUCCAGCAGUUCGCCACGCUGCUGCACGAGUACCGCACUGGCGCCUCCAUCCACGAGUUCUGCAUCAACCUGCGGCAGCUGUAUGGGGACAGCCGCAAGUUCCUGCUGCUGGGUCUGAGGCCCUUCAUCCCCGAGAAGGACAGCCAGCACUUUGAGAACUUCCUGGAGACCAUCGGCGUGAAGGACGGCCGGGGCAUCAUCACCGACAGCUUCGGGCGCUGCCGGCGGGCCAUGAGCACGGCCUCCAGCUCCACCACCAACGGCACCCGGGCCGCGGGCAGCUCCGACGACCAGUCCGCGCCCUCCGAGGGCGACGAGUGGGACCGCAUGAUCUCGGACAUCAGCAACGACAUCGAGGCCCUGGGCUGCAGCAUGGACCAGGACUCCGCGUGACAGGGAGCGGGGUCUCCCCACCGCCCGGGCUGCCCCUGGAAAGGGCUCUUGGUGCCCCGAGCCCUGCUACUGUGAAGGACGAAUGCGCCCGGGUACCCGGGGCUCGGCCACGUCCACCCCACUGACCCGCCCCACGAGGCUGGGGGACUGACACACGGCCCAGGACAGCUUUCAAAGUUUUGCACACGGAUGUUCCCAUUGUAACUCAGAGACCUUAAAGAAAAGUUUACUACAAUGUGAAUAAUUUAAAUCUCCUGUU
Choloepus didactylus (southern two-toed sloth) is the source of this 1748-nucleotide messenger RNA. It is a transcript of the gene CCM2, whose product is annotated as CCM2 scaffold protein. The coding region runs from base 59 to 1489 and encodes 476 amino acids. The record is from RefSeq and is a predicted model, not a curated record. The transcript is spliced from 10 exons. Lineage: Eukaryota; Metazoa; Chordata; Mammalia; Pilosa; Megalonychidae. Gene Ontology annotation, biological process: vasculogenesis; heart development.